AUGGUACUGCAGAACGAGAGCUUCAACUACUCCAGCUACCCCGACAGCAACCUGAUGGACUCGUGGGGCUACGCUGACCUGACCAAGACCAAAGAGGACCUCGCGGCCUUCUCCUUCCUCUACGAGCAGUGCAAGACUCCAGAGGAGCAGAGAAUGACUGCAUGCAGCAAAGGCAGCAGUUUCUACAAGCCAGAGAGGAGCCAUGGCGCCUCCCCUGAACUUCUCUCCCUAGAGAGUCCGGCUCAGAUGAUGAAGCUGCUGACCAACGACAUUUCCGCCACACAUCCACAGGAAGUGCUGGACCUCAACAGGAAGUUGUCCCCGCUGUGCUCCCCCAAGCAGACCUCCUCUACACCUCAGACCUACAUCCAGCCCACCGUCACCGAGAGCUAUGACAAGCAGGUCAUCAACACCAUCUUCGACAGCCUGCUGCAGGGGACCUACCAAGAGAACACCACGGAAUCAACGGCGUCCUACGGUGAUCCAUUUGUGAACCAAACCAGCCCUUGCUACUCCGAGUCCUACACCAACUCCCCUCCAGAGAGAUUCGGGAAUGAUUUCCAGUUCGUCCUCGGGGCACCUCAGGCCUCCCAGCACAAGACGACGGAGGUGCCCAUGGUGUACCUGAACAAGGGUCAGUUCUACCCAGUCACCCUGACUGGUGUGGACAGCAGUGCCGGACAGCCCAUGGGAAGAGUCAAGACGGUCAUCAUGGCAGUGUUUGAGAACGACAAGACUCCAGAGGUGCAGCUCAAGUGUUGGAAUCACUGGCACACCAGGCAGCCAACCGUCAAGCAGAGGGUCAUUGAUAUCGCUGACUACAAAGACACCGUCAGUGGCAUCAGCGACGUGGAGGAAGUGGCGUUCAACGCUCUUUCUUUCGUCUGGAACACUAACGAGGAGGCCAAGGUGUUCAUCGGGAUCAACUCCCUGAGUACGGACUUCUCCGCUCAGAAGGGCGUGAAGGGCAUGCCGCUCAACCUCCAGAUCGACACCUACGACAUCAGCGGCGGCGCCAACACACUCAUCCAUCGUGCCGCCUGCCAGAUCAAAAUCUUCUGCGAUAAGGGAGCGGAGAGGAAAAUGCGAGAUGAGGAGAGGAGGAGGAGCAAGAGAAGGCCAAAGAAUGACUCCAGCCAUGCCAAACAGGGCCAAGUGAGCAGUUCCGUCGGAGUGGACAGCACCCGCCUCAUGCCAUUGGACGAUCAUGUGACUCCGCCCGUGCUGUUCAUCCCCGAGGCGCACUACAGCAACCUGCAGCGCUGUGGCAUGGCCUCCUCGUUGCCGGUGGAGGACGGCAACUCCCGGGGGACCCUGAAGAGGGGCAGAUGUUACUCCGAGGGGGGCGAGAGGUGCAGUCCUCCCCCCAGCAAAGUGGCACGACAAGAGGAGUCACAGAGAGUUCUGCUGUACGUGAGGAAGGAGACAGAGGAGGUGUUUGAUGCCCUCAUGCUGAAAAGCCCCACGUUGAAAGGCCUGCGAGAAGCCAUUUCAGAAAGGUAUGAUGUGCAAGAAGACAGCAUUGGGAAAAUCUUAAAGAAAUGCAAAAGAGGGAUCUUCGUCAACAUGGAUGACAACAUCAUUGAACACUACAGCAACCACUCGGCUUUCCUGAUCAACUUCAACGAGAUCAUGAUGGGUCUCUUUCACGUCAUCCUCACCGAGCUCUAG
Sardina pilchardus (European sardine) is the source of this 1671-nucleotide messenger RNA. Its product is annotated as grainyhead-like protein 3 homolog. Gene Ontology annotation, biological process: regulation of transcription by RNA polymerase II. Lineage: Eukaryota; Metazoa; Chordata; Actinopteri; Clupeiformes; Clupeidae. The record is from RefSeq and is a predicted model, not a curated record. The coding region runs from base 1 to 1671 and encodes 556 amino acids. Gene Ontology annotation, cellular component: nucleus. Gene Ontology annotation, molecular function: DNA-binding transcription activator activity, RNA polymerase II-specific; RNA polymerase II cis-regulatory region sequence-specific DNA binding. The transcript has a single exon.